CGAAGCGGAUAGGCGGCAGCCGCGCCGGAGGCGGGGGUGUUGCUGUGGUCCUGGUGUUUGGCGGCUCCAGGAUCCUUCCCGGCCCCUGCCCUCCUCGUUCCAAGUACCCGUGUCUGUCUUACUCUUAAAGUGCAAGAAAACUAGAAAGCUCACAGGGAUGAAGCGCAGCUCUGUUUCCAUUGGUGCUGCUGGCCGCCAGUCUAUGCAGGCCUUGAGAUCACAGGACUUCAAUAAACAAGGUCUUUAUACCCCACAAACGAAAGAAAGACCAACCUUUGGGAAGUUAAAUACAAGUAGACUUACACCUGGCACAUCCACUUCUGAAAGGAAAAUCAGCUUCUUUGGUAAAAGAACUAGUGGACCUGGAUCCCGGAACAGUUUGCUUGGUAUAUUUGGCGGUGUUGAAAAAAUCAAAGACCCUAGACCACUUAAUGACAAAGCAUUCAUUCAACAGUAUAUUCGACAACUCUGUGAGUUUCUUACAGAAAAUGGCUAUGCCUUCAGUGUGAACAUGAAAUCUCUACAAAGUCCAUCUGUUAAAGACUUCCUAAAGAUCUUCACUUUUAUUUUUGACUUCUUAUCGCCUUCUUAUGAGCUUCCUGAUAGUAAGUUUGAAGAGGAGAUUCCAAGAAUCUUGAAAGAUCUCGGGUUUGUAUGGUAUCCGUUUACUUUACCAAAAAGCUCCAUGUAUACAGUGGGAGCACCUCAUACAUGGCCUCAUGUUGUGGCAGGUUUGAACUGGCUUAUAGAUUGUGUUAAGCUCAUUUUUGCCUGCAAACAAAGUUCACCUUCAUUUGAUGAUGGACAGCCCUGGGGAGGAGAGAGUGAAGAUGGAAUAAUGCAUAAUAAGUUGUUUUUGGACUAUACCGUAAAAUGCUAUGAAAAUUUCAUGACUGGUGCUGAUUCUUUUGAAGAUUUAGAUACGGAGUUACACUCAAAGCUAAAGGACUUAUUUAAUAUAGAUGAUGCCAAGCUGGAAUCUUUAGCUUCAGAAAACAAAAGACUAACUGAAGAAAUUGCAAGGCUGGAACGAGAGAAAGAAAAUGAACCGAAUCGUCUGAUAUCACUAAGAAAAGUGAAGGCUUCUUUAAAAGCAGAUGUUCAGAAGUACCAGGCAUAUAUGAACAAUUUGGAGUCUCAUUCUGUCAUUCUUGACCAGAAAUUAGGUGUUCUUAAUGAAGAAGCUCCUAAUGGAGAACUGGAAUUAGAAGCAGUAAAGCAAGAGAAUGCCCGGCUGCAAAGUAUUAUUGAUAUCCAAAAGUAUUCAACUGCUGACAUCGAGAGAAUACAUCACGAAAGAAAUGAAUUCCAGCAAACCAUCAAAAAAUUAACCACAGAACUAGAGACAGAACAAAAGCAGUUAUGGAAUGAAGAGUUAAAGUAUGCUAGAAGCAAAGAAGCGAUUGAAGCACAACUGGCAGAAUACCACAAACUUGCUAGAAAAGUAAAACUCAUUCCAAAGAGUGCAGAGAAUUCCAAAGGUCAUGACUUUGAAAUUAAAUUUAAUCCUGAAGCCGGAACAAACUACCAUGUCAAAUACAGAACGCAAAUCUAUAUACCACUUAAGGAGUUCUUAAACCAAUAUGAAGAAGGAAUAAACAAAGUUCUACAUAAAAAAAUGGGUUCAGAAGAGACCCUCGAACAAGUGAACACAAUGGUGACAGAAGUGAAGAGAAGUACAAAAAUGUUAAACGACGAAGUCCAAAAACUGAAGGAUCUUAAACAACAAAAACUUAAGGAAGCUGAAGAGAAAGACAGAAAAUGUACCACUGAAGUGGAGUCCCUGGAUAAACAUAAACAUUUACUUGAAAGUGGAGUUAAUGAGGGCCUCAGUGAAGCCUUGAGUGAAUUGGAUGACAUUCAACAGCAAUACCAGCUGGUGUUACAAACCACAACUGAAGAAAGACGAAAAGUGAGCAAUAACUUACAGCAUCUUCUAGAAAUGGUUGCAACCCAUGUUGGAUGUGUCGAAAAGCAUCUUGAGGAUCAGAUUGUUAAAGUAGACAAAGAGUGCGAAGAAUUCAUUGCUGAAGAUUUCUUGGAAAAUAUUAAAGAAGCUGUAGACAAGUACAAAAAAAAAGCUUCUGUUAUCUCUUCCACUGAAUGAAGAAGAUGUGCUAAUUAUUGUGUUACAUAUGAAGACUUCACUUCUUAAGAUGUCAGCACCAAGACUUUUUUUGUUUUUAAAAAAAAACCAUUCAUGGCUACUUAAAUAUUUGUUCAAGUGUCUGCUGCCAAUUGUCAGUAUGCAGCAAGGGGAAGCUGAUGAGAAUUUUUACUCUUUGCAUUUGUACUCACCAACCUGUAUCUUCCAAUCAUUCUU
Phascolarctos cinereus (koala) is the source of this 2323-nucleotide messenger RNA. NCBI's taxonomy places the organism in Eukaryota, Metazoa, Chordata, Mammalia, Diprotodontia, Phascolarctidae. The record is from RefSeq and is a predicted model, not a curated record.